CAAACUAUGACAUUUUAUCUAGUCAUUUUAGUAACUUUGUUAUUAUUUCUUGCUCUUUUUGAUCGGCAAGUUAUCCUUGUUCUUACAAGGGGAUGAGGUGCAAUUUGAGCUAGAGCCAGAGCUCAUUAGCGCCAGAAAUAAUUUUAUUGUAUUUGCUAAGAAAUUAGGGUCGAUGUUUUGCCCAAUUCAAGGCAUGGAGUCUGUAGUAGCAACAGUCAGUGGCUACCAUGGCUCAGAGCGGUUCAACCUCAUCAAGCUGAUCUCGCACGCUGGUGCAAGUUAUGUAGGUGCAUUGUCAAGAUCUACAACACACUUGGUAUGUUGGAGAUUUGAAGGAAAGAAAUAUGAUUUUGCUAAGAAGUUUAAUACAAUAAUAGUCAACCAUCGAUGGGUUGAAGAAUGCAUAAAGCAAGGAAAGCGUGUCCCAGAGCAUUCUUAUAUCCUGGAAAGUGGGGAAGAAGUGGGGCCGUUGUUGGAAAUCCCACUUGUUAAUGUGGGUCUCUCAACAAAGAGUCGUAAAAUGCUUACUGACAAAUUGAAUGUUUGUGACGACUCCGAAAAACAAACUGCCGAUUUGGCCUGUGGGGUUUCUGGUCUUGCAGCAUGGACUGAAUCUUGUUUGUUGAAUAAGAGUUUAUUUCCUGAUUCUCAAAAGAGCAAUGAUACUUCUCGUAAAUCAAAGAACAAGCUGGUUAAAAAGGCUUCAAUGAAAGAGAACAGGUCAAGUAGCAGAUACUGUUUAGAGGAGCCUCCUUUAUCUGGUUUAUUAAUGCAGCAUGGAGAGUCAAGUUCUCAUUCCUCUAGGCAUCCAGAUAAAGACAAGAGAAAGAUCUUUAAUGGUAAUGGAGAGUCAAGUUCUCAUUCCUCUAAGCAUCCAGAUAAAGACAAGAGAAAGAUCUUUAAUGGUUAUGGAAACAAUAUUUCGUCUGAACCUUCUCAUAAAGGAAGGAGGCUUUUGAAGAAGAAUGUUGGUAUAGAUAUGUUGGAAUCUGUUCAUUUGGAAUCUGACCAAGAGUGCUACCCAAUUAGAGUUCAUAACCUACAUAACAAUGUUGCAGCUUCGCCUAAUUAUUCAGAUGGUAUACAUAAUGCUAAUAGAUUGAAAAUUGGAGGAACAUCUGAUGAUCAGUUCCGCAAUCAAAUUGGAAUUACAAAUGAAGGUUCAGAAGCUUCCAAGGAUUCAAAUUUAUGUGUUAAGCAUCCGUCAACAGCUAUGGAAAUGACUACUCAAGAUGGGUGUACUAAUGUUGAGGACUUAAAAGAGGAGAUCGAAGAUGAGACUCAGAUUGAACAUGUGACUAGAUUACCUACUUCAACAGAGUUAUCAUGUGUUAUAUGUUGGACAGAUUUCAGUUCAACCAGGGGGGUUUUACCAUGUGGACAUCGAUUUUGUUUUUCAUGCAUCCAGAACUGGGCUGACCAUAUGGCUUCAAGGAGAAAGAUUUCAACUUGUCCUCUGUGCAAGGCGAGUUUUGUUAUCAUCACAAAGGUAGAGGAUGCAGCCGCUACUGAUCAAAAAAUAUAUUCCCAAACUAUUCCAUGUGCUCCUUCAGACUUGGAUAUUUUCAUUCUCACUGAUCAAGAAACACGCACUUUUGGUGCUCAGUCCUUGCUUGCCCCUACUUGUAGCGCAUGCCGUUGUCAAGAGCCUGAGGAUCUCCUCAUCAGCUGCCAUCUUUGCCAGAUUCGACGCAUCCACUCCUACUGCCUGGACCCCCCCUUGUUACCAUGGACAUGCAUUCAUUGCAAGGAUCUCCAGAUGCUCUAUCAUCACACCUAUUAACAUGUAUCUCUGAAAUCUACUCCUACAAUGUGCAAAAAUGUGUUGAUCCUACACAUUUACAGUAAAAGGGUUAGCUGGCCAAUAACUGUAUCACUUCGUAGUGUGGUUUUGUGAGGUUAGGUAUCUCGACCAGCACCCAUGGUGAAUGACUUCUCAUUAGCUCUGCCACAUGACAUUCGUUCCAACUGCCUAGACCUCUGUUUCUGUGGAUGUGAUCUGACUACAAUGUUCUAGAUGCCCUACUACUACUUACAGUUAAGACGCACUUGAAUUUUUUGAAUCAUAAAAAAUGUGUGAGAACCUACUUUCACCUCCUACAGACCUCUCCUCCUAAAGGGAUAUAUUACCACCCUCCAUGCAUAGCAUUUUAACAUGAAUGUAGAACGUGUUAUUGAUUUA
Molecule: messenger RNA, 2182 nt
Organism: Alnus glutinosa
Lineage: Eukaryota; Viridiplantae; Streptophyta; Magnoliopsida; Fagales; Betulaceae
Exons: 8
Coding region: 173-1783 (536 amino acids)
Source: RefSeq, a predicted model, not a curated record